AUGGAUGUUGGGCAUAUUCUAGUGGGACGACCUUGGUUGUAUGAUCAUGAUAUGGACCACAAGACAAGGCCUAAUACUUAUUCGUUCUAUAAGGACAACAAGAAGUACACUUUUCAUCCUCUCAAGGAAGAAACAAGGCAAACAGCAAAUAAAGGAGCUGCAACUAGUAAAUUAAAUGGGCUUGUAAGUGUUAAAGAAUUUGCAGCUGCGCCUAAUGAGGUGGGAGUCACAUAUGCCUUAGUGAGCAAACUAAUAGGAGCUUACCAGGUUGAAAAAUCAGUUGAAUAUUCCUUUGAAAUUCAACGAUUAUUGCAGGAAUUCAAGGAGCUGAUUAAUGAAGAUGUACCGAAAAGCUUGCCACCAUUAAGAAGUAUCCAACAUGCUAUUGAUUUGGUACCAGGAGCAGCUUUACCAAAUAUGCCUGCAUACCGAAUGCCUCCUUUACAGCGGGCUGAAAUAGAAAGACAGGUUAAGGAAUUAUUGGAAAAAGGUCUGGUGCGUGAAAGUAAAAGUGGUGGCGUGAAGUAA
Molecule: messenger RNA, 528 nt
Organism: Jatropha curcas
Lineage: Eukaryota; Viridiplantae; Streptophyta; Magnoliopsida; Malpighiales; Euphorbiaceae
Source: RefSeq, a predicted model, not a curated record